UUUGAAAUUUACGAAGCCCGCCAAUCUUUUACACAAACGGCCCUAAUAGUUGAACUUAAAUCCCUCAAAAUUGAAAAGAGCACGAACGGCAGAGUUCAUCCCGCCACUAUAGAGAAAUCACUCAAAAUAUGCCGGUUACUGUGAAUCACCGACGCCAUUGGAAGUAUUUGAUUUCAGUUUAUUUCUUUUUCUCACCACUACUUGGAUGUCUCCACUUCCUUAGUGCCAUACAAUGGAAUGAACUAUGGACCAAAUGGAGUUGGAGGGAGUAUCAGAUCAAUCGGGUUCAGAACAAGAUGCAUAUUCUUCCAUUACUUGAAAUUGGAUUGGGUCAUGAAGUCCAAGAAGCUGCACAAGUAGUAGAGUCAAAAGCACAAGUAGCCAUGACUUGGGACUACUCAGUCUCACAGACUAAAAUAAAGCAUAUGGCAUGUAGCAAUUCGGUAUCCACUGACCAUGUUACAAGCUACAAAUCUUUUCCAAAUGCUUGCUUGCCAACAGAAGAUCACCAUGAUUGUGGGAUGUCUUCAAUAUGGGUUGAAUAUUUUGUACUAUUUUAAUAAGUUAUUUUUAGAGUAGUAAUCGAUACUUUUGGUAUAUUGCUAUCAACUUUUUGACUAGGCUAAUGAUGUUCUUAGUAAUCAUUUAGAUUAACUCUACAUUUUGGAAUAUUGUAUUUGAUUGCACUUAAUAUUUUUAUUCAUUCAAAUUAUGGAAAACAUGAUUAUAUUA
This is a messenger RNA of Olea europaea var. sylvestris, 732 nucleotides long. RefSeq lists its product as uncharacterized. The transcript is spliced from 4 exons. The coding region runs from base 129 to 560 and encodes 143 amino acids. Lineage: Eukaryota; Viridiplantae; Streptophyta; Magnoliopsida; Lamiales; Oleaceae. The record is from RefSeq and is a predicted model, not a curated record.